This is a messenger RNA of Papaver somniferum (opium poppy), 981 nucleotides long. RefSeq names its product protein SRG1-like. The coding region runs from base 1 to 942 and encodes 313 amino acids. Lineage: Eukaryota; Viridiplantae; Streptophyta; Magnoliopsida; Ranunculales; Papaveraceae. The record is from RefSeq and is a predicted model, not a curated record. The transcript has 4 exons.
AUGAGCUCCGAAAGUUCACCUACAGUCAACGUUCCUUCGGUUCAUGAGUUGGUUAAAAAAAGAUCACUGAAAUCCCAGAUCGAUACAUCCAUGGUGGUAAGCCAUAGAAUUAGUUCUCUGGUAAUUGAACAAUUGAAGUCGGAAAUACGCAACUUGUUUGAACUUCCAUUGGAGGAGAAAAAGAAGAUAUGGCAGCAACCAGGAAAUAUGGAGGGAUUCGGACACCACUUUGUGGUCUCAGAUCGCCAGAAGCUUGAUUGGUCAGACAUGUUUUACAUAACAGCUCUACCAAUUAACAUGAGAAAGCCUCAAUUAUUCGCUGGGAUACCACUACUACUAAGGGAGGCAUUGGAAGCUUACUCCCUGGGGAUAAAAAAGUUGACCAUGAGUCUACUGGGAAAAAUGGCUAAAGCUCUAAAUAUGGAUUAUGAUGAGACGGAAGAGUUAUUCAAUGAUUGCUCACAAAGAAUGAGAAUAAAUUACUAUCCUCCAUGUCCUAAGUCACAGCAGGUCUUAGGUUUAUCCCCACAUUCCGAUGCUGCUGCUCUGACAAUUGUACUACAGCUAAAUGAAACAGAAGGCCUUCAGAUUCGUAAAGAUGGAAUAUGGGUUCCUGUAAAACCCAUCCCUGGUGCACUUGUAGUCAAUAUCGGGGACAUGAUUGAGAUUCUGAGCAAUGGUGCAUAUCAAAGCAUCGAGCAUAGGGUAAUUGUGAAUCCAACAAUAGAGAGGCUUUCAAUUGCCUCAUUCCACUCAAUCAAUUCAGAUGCAGAAUUGGGGCCAGCACUUAGCUUGAUCGAUCCUCCAUGUAAACCAGCACUAUUCCGAAGAGAGGCAGUAGAGAAAUACUACCGAACCUUCUUUGCUCAAAAACUUAAUGGUAAGGCCAAUAACCUAGAUUUUUUGAGGAUUGAAAAUGGGCGAGGCGAUCAGUCCAAUUGAUUGCAAUCAUAUGCGUGCUCAUCUAUUUUCCCUUUUAGU